AUGGCUCAGCCUGGAGACGUUCGGCUGAUUAAUGCCGGUUUCUGGGACAUUGAAUUGCACAACUACUUGUCUAGUUCUUCGGGAAUGCAUGGUUACAAUUAUACAUCACAUCCUAUACUGCCCCCAUCAUUACCCCAGACACCUUGGGAGCUUGAAAAAAGUGAUACGGGCCUCCUUGACUACUUUCAAUCCGUGGCAUUCAACAGCCUAGCAGCUUUUGGACAAGAUCGUCAGGAGCUACGAGAUAUUUUACUUAGACUAGCAUUGUCGAAUUGUUCCUCGGCCUCAAAUGCUGUACUCCAGGCUACUUUGGCUUACUCAUCACUUCAUCGAUACGGCUUGAAGAUGGAAGCUGCGCAGCUCAAACUCCGCGCUAUCCAGGAGCUUGAGUCUGCUAGCCAAAAUGGUAUCGACGUUGUAGAAGGAAUCCAACACAUGGCAGCUGGAAUGAUUCUGUGCUACUUCGAGAUUGAGGAUAUAGAUGCAACAUCUAUCCAAUGGCUAUGGUACGUAUGCGGGUCUAAGCACCUUAUGGAGGCAAUCGAUGCUGCGGAUCAUCCACGGGCAACGGAAUUUUCGAUUAUAGGUGACUGGGUCGACUAUCACGUGGUCGUCGGCCAGUUUAGCAUCCGACACUGGCACAAGAUGUCACUGGAUGAUGUAUACUCGCAGCAUUAUAGUAGCGCCCUAGCAGAAAGACCAAGGGUGUGCCAGAAGAAGCCGAUAGAAGGUGUUGCAAGUUGUUCGCAUGAGAUUCUUCGACUCUUAUACGAGCUAUUCAAAACUACUUUGAAACCAAGUGAUCCAGGAUACCAUACCCGCGAAUACACGCAAUCAUUAAAAAGUCUUGGAGAGAGGAUUCGAGGUGUUCAGACAAACAUUAACUCCAGCAGAGGUGCCCCACAGAAUGACAUAGAACCGCAUGCAACGGUAGUCGAGCUUUACAAGUUGGCUAGCUUGAUAUAUUUGGAACGAGUAUCUUCAAAUUUCUCGGGCCAGUCCAACAUGAUCAGCUCACAUGCGGAGCGGGCAUUCCAACUUCUCGAAACCAUUAAAGAUGGCCAAGUGCCAUUCCCACUGUUUGUUUUAGGAUGUGAAGCAAAGACUGAGGGUCGUAGGAUCUUGAUCCUGGAUCUUAUAGAAAAGGCAGGAAAGAUCUCACGCUCAAGAAGCUUAGCAGGAUUGCAUCGCAUGGUACAAGCGGCCUGGACUCAAGACGACCUUGUCGAGCAUGAUAACGAUCUGGAUUAUGUUCUGAAGUUGGAUGCUAUAAUUACUUCCAACAAUAUUAUACCUACUUUUGCGUAG
Talaromyces proteolyticus is the source of this 1308-nucleotide messenger RNA. RefSeq names its product fungal-specific transcription factor domain-containing protein. Gene Ontology annotation, biological process: positive regulation of transcription by RNA polymerase II. Gene Ontology annotation, molecular function: transcription cis-regulatory region binding; DNA-binding transcription factor activity. Bases 1 to 1308 code for a protein of 435 amino acids. Gene Ontology annotation, cellular component: nucleus. The record is from RefSeq and is a predicted model, not a curated record. The transcript has 7 exons. NCBI's taxonomy places the organism in Eukaryota, Fungi, Ascomycota, Eurotiomycetes, Eurotiales, Trichocomaceae.